GCAACUAAUUCACAGUAAAAGCGACGACUGACGACGCAUAAAUGAUUCUAGAAGUGCUUGGCCUGUUGGCGGAUUACUAUCACAGUUGUCUUAAUGCAGAACUGUACAUUAACGAAUGGGUGCAGGAUCGCCUAAGCCUUGGCGAACCAGUUUUUCGCUUCGUCAGCGUCUAUUUGGAGCCAGGCAACAUGUUCAAUGUGUGGAUACCACUGAUUGGCAUUCAUCGCCAGGAUUUGCUGACACAUUUGGUUUGUGUGAUGAGUCUCGUUAGCACAGUGGGCUCCUUCGGAAAGUGGAUAUAUCCAGAGUGGCGUCCGCUCUGGCGUCUACGCGAGCUCUACGCCAAUGAGAAUGCCAAUAGGCCCGUAAGCCUUGCCCUGCAGAGUCACGAUCUGAGCUGUGAGACGAGUGGCGGAUUGCCCUGCUCUCAUUCCAUGAGCUUGACGGCCCUGCUUAUGGUUGUUGGCAUGCAUCUGCCGAUAUCGGGACGCUCCACAGCCUGCCGGAUAAUAAUGUAUAGCCUAAUUGGCUGCUGUACGCUGUGCAUGUGGCUAAGUCGUCUAUAUCUUGCCACGGAGUAUCUGCAUCAGUGCCUCUUGGCCAGUUAUAUGGCAGUCAGCAUCGUGGCCAUCAGCCAAUGGCACUGGUAUUCCCAGCGACGCAGCUGGGCGAUUCUUGUUGUGCUGCUGCUUGGUUGUCUAGCAGUUGGAGUAUACUUCAUCAAGCUACAUUUGGGUCUUGAUCCGCAUUGGUCUGUGCGACAGGCAUUCAAAUGGUGUCCGGAGCCUACGUAUAUGCGACAUGAGGGUAGUCCCAUUUUUCUGCUGUCCCGUGAUCUGGGCAACCUAAUGGGAGUGGCACUUGCAUCGCCCGUGAUGAAACUGACAAACAACUCCCAAUAUUCGCAUCGUUUUGUCGGCAUUUUCAUUCUGGAGCUACUUAACUAUAUACUGCGUCUCCACACACCAAAGCAGCAUGGACGUCUUCCAUUUUUGGCCUACGAAUUUACACGGAAUUCCUUGCACACACUUAUGCUCAUCAGGUUCCUGCCCCAAUUCUUGAACAAACUAGUAAAGUAGAUUUAUUUUUUGUUAAAUUCGCCUUUAUUGAUUUAUUUAUUGUAUAUAA
Molecule: messenger RNA, 1128 nt
Organism: Drosophila grimshawi
Lineage: Eukaryota; Metazoa; Arthropoda; Insecta; Diptera; Drosophilidae
Gene: G6P
Product: glucose-6-phosphatase catalytic subunit 1
Exons: 5
Coding region: 42-1079 (345 amino acids)
Biological process (GO): glucose 6-phosphate metabolic process; gluconeogenesis
Cellular component (GO): membrane
Molecular function (GO): glucose-6-phosphatase activity
Source: RefSeq, a predicted model, not a curated record